CAAAACCCUCCAAAACCCUCCGCCUCUUACCAUUCUGAAAAUGAGAGGCGUUUUUCUCAAGAACGGUCUUGUUCAUCGUUUUUCUCAGAUUUGCAAGUCAGCUGAUGCGAAGAACCCAUUUCUGAUCGCCAGAGAUCGUGAUGCUAGGGGCAGUCACCAUUAUCACAAUUUCUUGAACAAAAGCAAAGAAUCGGCUUCGGGGGCCUUUUCUAUUCCCUUUUCUUCUUCAUCAUCUCCUUCUCGAUCAAGAGUUGGAUUUGUUGCGUGGUAUUUGGGGCUGGUCCAGUCACGACCCCUUCUCACCAAAAGUGUCACUUCCUCGCUUAUUUACGCUGCUGCGGAUUGCACAUCCCAGACAAUUUCUCGUCAAUCUUCAGAACCAUAUGAUUUUAUGAGGACUCUGCGCAUGGCUGGAUAUGGUAUACUAAUUUUAGGACCAUCACUGCAUUUUUGGUUCAAUUUCAUGUCAAAAGUCCUUCCACAGCGGGAUCUAAUCACUACAUUGAAGAAAAUAUGCCUGGGGCAGACAACCUUUGGACCUUUUAUGACUGCUAUUUUCUUCUCCGCAAAUGCAGCUGUACAAGGUGAAAAUGGUUCAGAUAUCAUUGCCCGAUUGAAACGAGACUUGAUUCCUACACUGAUAAAUGGUGUUAUGUACUGGCCCCUAUGUGAUUUUGUUACAUUCAAAUUCAUCCCUGUCCAUUUACAGCCAUUAGUAAGCAAUUCAUUUUCGUACCUUUGGACGAUCUACAUGACAUACAUGGCAAGCCUUGAGAGAGCAGACAUCCAGUGAUGAUUAUAAACGGUAUCUGUUGUCCGAUCGAGCCCCAUGAAUCCUCCAUGUUCCGAAUUCGUCCCCUUGUGUUCCAGCUAGUUGUAGCAAAAGCAGAAUCAAUUCAAAUCAAUCUCCUAUGUGACAUCUUAAGGCAGAAGCAUGGGUGAAGCAGAAUUAAAGAGCCCCACUUAAUAUUCAAUCUUAGACUGAGCAGCAAACUCUAACCUUCAUGCAUUCAUUGUAAUUGUGAAACAUUUCAUUAUAGGAAAUCAAAUCAUUGAAUUUUAGUUUCAGGGUGUUGUAAAUCAUUGGGUUAAUGAAAAAUAUUUUUCCUGUUUCUGUUUUCUUGAAAA
This is a messenger RNA of Vitis riparia (riverbank grape), 1128 nucleotides long. Its product is annotated as PXMP2/4 family protein 4. NCBI's taxonomy places the organism in Eukaryota, Viridiplantae, Streptophyta, Magnoliopsida, Vitales, Vitaceae. Gene Ontology annotation, cellular component: cytoplasm; membrane. The record is from RefSeq and is a predicted model, not a curated record. The transcript has 4 exons. The coding region runs from base 41 to 793 and encodes 250 amino acids.